Messenger RNA from Olea europaea var. sylvestris, 974 nucleotides. RefSeq names its product vacuolar iron transporter homolog 1-like. Gene Ontology annotation, cellular component: membrane. NCBI's taxonomy places the organism in Eukaryota, Viridiplantae, Streptophyta, Magnoliopsida, Lamiales, Oleaceae. The transcript has a single exon. Gene Ontology annotation, molecular function: iron ion transmembrane transporter activity; manganese ion transmembrane transporter activity. The coding region runs from base 108 to 788 and encodes 226 amino acids. Gene Ontology annotation, biological process: intracellular manganese ion homeostasis. The record is from RefSeq and is a predicted model, not a curated record.
UGUGUCCUCCACACUUCUCCAUGUAUCUCAAACACACGAAAAUCCCACAAGAAAUCAGCUAAAACAACCCACAAAAACUUAUUAAUUAACCUUCCUUGAUUUUUAUUAUGGAAAAAAUCGAACAAAACAACCCACAAAAAUCCCAAAUUGAAAUCAACCAAGUUGUGUCAAGAAAUGAUGAUAUUGAAGGGCAAAAUAUUGUGCCAGAAGUUGAGGAGGUCGAAGUUUAUGAUUAUUCAAAGAGAGCACAGUGGCUCAGAGCUGCAGUUUUAGGUGCAAAUGAUGGGCUGCUAUCAACGGCGGCGUUGAUGGUGGGUGUUGGGGCGGUCCGGCAGGAUGUUAAAACCAUGGUCCUUGCCGGAUUAGCCGGUUUGGUGGCGGGAGCUUGCAGCAUGGCCAUUGGAGAGUUUGUUUCAGUUUACUCCCAAUAUGAUAUAGAGAUGGCUCAAAUGAAUAGAGAAAGUAGGGUGGAGAAAAGUGAGUUGGAGGCUAAGAAAAAGAAGUUGCCAAAACCUUUACAGGCAGCAGCCGCCUCGGCCGCUGCUUUCACGGUAGGGGGAUUGGUGCCUUUGGUGGCGGCAUUCUUCAUAAAGAACUAUCAAGUCAGGGUGGGAGUGGUGGUUUCCGCCGUGAGUUUGGCACUAGUUGGUUUUGGAGGGUUGAGUGCAUUUCUUGGGAGGGCACCACUAGCGAAAUCUUCCUUGAGGGUUUUGAUUGGAGGGUGGUUGGCCAUGGGAAUCACUUUUGGUCUAACCAAGUUAAUUGGGUUAACUGGUUUUAAUUCAUGAACUCUUCAUUCGACUGUCGAUUUCGUGAACUGAGUCAGUAAACCGAUCGAAACGAGGCAGUUUUUCAUAGUUGCCUUAGUUGAAGAACCAUAUUUUCUUGUAGAUUAAGGAAUAACUUUUUUUUCACUUUACGGGGUGUUUGAACUAUAUUAUUUUGGUAAUAAUGCAUUCUUGAAUAGUGUAUUG